AUGGAUGAUGGAAUUGAUCAGAUACAUUUAGUUUCAGGUGUUCAGGGUCAGAGCUGUUUGAAUGUGACUCACACCAAGAGGAGUAUCUGUGCCUUGAAGGGGUCAACAGUGGACAUUACCUGCACGUAUAGACAUCCCAGCUGGCAUAACGUCACAGAAGUAUCCUGGUUCAACAAAUGGGAGACUGGAGUUACUACAGAUCUAAUCCAGGACCCAGAGUAUGCAGGUCGUGUGAAGUACCAACCAACUACAGACAAAGACUCCACCCUGAGAAUCACAGACCUGAGAGAGAGUGACUCUGCUGAAUAUAAGUUUAGAUUUACAACAACGGAGGUAAAAUGGGGAUACAGCUUCCCUGGAAUAACUCUGAUUGUCACAGACCUGCAGGUGAAGGAGACUCCUGGCACAGAGGAAGGGAAGGUGACACUGACCUGUAGCUCCACCUGUAUUCUAACUGACAACCCCACCUACAUCUGGUACAAGAACGGACAACUUCUCACCAACCCAAACACCCAAGAUAACUACCUCUACUUAGACCAAAUCAGCAGUGGGGACGCAGGCAGCUACUACUGUAGUGUUAAAGGAUACAAGAAUAUCCGUUCUCCUGUUACAUUCUUUGGGGAGCCAAUGUCUUUUAAGAAUGCAGUUGUAGGAAUCAUAGUGGUUAUUCUAAUUCUCAUACUCUGUCUCUUUGGGUUCAUGUGGUUCAGGUGAGUGAGAUUAAUUUAUCCCUUUUCACAUUCUGUGGUUUAAUCGAUCAAAAUAUGUAUAUUGCUCUAUUAAUUGAUGAAUUAUUUCACAAAACAGGAAGAAGGCCUCCAAAUCCACCUCUGACACAAGAGACAGAAGAGACGCAGCAGAGAACGGACAGAGAGACUCUAAUCCAGUGUAUGACAACA
Oncorhynchus gorbuscha (pink salmon) is the source of this 899-nucleotide messenger RNA. Its product is annotated as sialic acid-binding Ig-like lectin 12. The transcript is spliced from 4 exons. Lineage: Eukaryota; Metazoa; Chordata; Actinopteri; Salmoniformes; Salmonidae. Bases 1 to 714 code for a protein of 237 amino acids. The record is from RefSeq and is a predicted model, not a curated record.